CCAUAAUGCAAGCGUAGCAGUGUGUGCUACGUGUCGCUUGCGGUCAUGCGCGUUGGUUCGAUAUUGCCCUGGGCUCAGAAGAAGUAGGCCCGGUUUAUUGUAGUAGCCGGCCUCCUCUUGAUGGUCUAUUUAUUGUGUGGGAGAUAUGGCUGGCUGGGCAGGAUUUUCGGACGAGGAGUUGACGCGAAUUAAGUUGCUGAAAGAUCCGUUGAUCUCAGAAAAGCCAGAAAAAUUUAAACGAGCAACAUCAACAAACAAAAGCCGUCAGCAACUUCAGAGGGAACGAGCAUUACAGCAGCUGCAGAGUCGCAUCACAAAUGAGCACAAUCAAGCUGCUCCUAACCUUCAAGAUCAACAACUGUCCAAACCAAAGAUGAGACCUCCACAAGCAACAGAGCCACCAUCACCCAAGCUAGAGCCAAAGCAGGCUCUGCAAGUAACUGAAAAACAACCAACAGAAACUGGAGUAAGCCACCAGAAAGAAACAAACAAACCUGAACCCAAAGCAUCAUUUACAUUCCAGGAUUCCUCAGUCCAAGAGUUAUCAACACAACAGAUCAAAGGGGUGGAAUUGUUAAACAUUGAUCACACUCUCUUCUUUCUCUCACCAUCAUUCCACUUCACCCCCCACACCCAAAUUCUGAUUAAGAAUCUGUGGGGGGCCAACGGUGUUCUGCAGCUAUCUGUAAACGUACGAGUUUUUUUUUAUCUUCAUCGGAGGCGUGAGAGAUCACGUCUGGAACAGCUGCAACUGGAACAACGAUUAAUAGAAGAGAAGAAUAAACGCAAGAAAGCACUUCUCUCGAAGACCAUUGCAGAAAGGUCUAAACGAACCAUGGCAGAAACUGUGAAACUAAAGCAGAUCCAAAAGGAACUUCAGACCUUGGAUGUCUUGUUAUCGAGUGAUGUUAACAUCUUACGGAAUCGGAUUGAACAGUCCAGCUGGGAAUAUUAUCAGGCUAAAAAAAGGUAUGAUAAGGCAGAAGUGGAGUACAUUGCAGCAAAACUGGACCUGUACAAGAAGACUGAAUUGAAGGAGCAGCUAACUGAGCAUCUGUGCACCAUAAUCCAGCAGAAUGAGUUACGCAAAGCUAAUAAACUGGAAGAGCUGAUGCAUCAGUUGGAAAUGGAGACAGAUGAGGAGAGGCUGGAACUAGAGAUUGAAGUGGACAAUGUAUUGCAGCAGCAGGAAAUAUUCAAGGGGACUGAUCAGACUAAAGCAGGUGAUGAAUCAGGACAGCAAGCUGUUCAAAAGGGGGACGAUCUGAGUCACACAGUUAAACAGGUUGAAAAAAAAGAGACCUCUGCUGCUAAUGAUACAGGUGAGAAAGAUUUAAAGGACAAAGUUAAAACUCAACCAGAGAACUUGAAUCAUACAAUGUCAGAGAAGAUUCAAACACCGAUUGCUACAAAUUGAGAGAGAGAAUAUGCUUGUGUUUCACAAUGGGGUUGGGUGAAAUUGAUGUUGUUUUCCACAAUGUGAUCAUCCAUCUAUUGGCAACUUAAUCCAUACCAACAUCAAUUAUUUUAAAAAGUGACCAAAUAUUCUAGGUAAUUUUUGUGCUCCAUAUUUUACUAAUGAAGAGUUCAACCAGUGAACAAAAUUUAAGGUUUUUGGUUGAAAGACAGAUCACAAAAUCAGUGAGGUAUUUUAGACCUGAAGAUUGACCUGUUUCUUGAGGCACUUUACAAGUGUUCCUGCACUUGAUAGAAUCUCCAUCACACUCAUUUUCUGCAAAUGUUGAUAUGUGCAAAUUAGUUAGUUUUCCCCAUGAUGUCUUAAGAUUUUACUGGCCAAAAAGUUGGGGGUGUCUGAAGUUGCCUUGAGAGCUUCUUAAUUUUAUGCAAACUCUUUUAAAAAAUAUUUGAAUAAACAAAUUGUUGAUUUGUCUCUGAAGUUUAAAUGUACUGUUAUCUGUGACAAGUUUAUAGGUUUUAUUGAAAUUUUCAGUGUUUUUAAAAGUAAUCUAUUUCAACUGAGUAAUAGUGGCUAAGAGUUUGAAGAUGAAAUGAUUUUGGGUCAACAUUUUUGUAUAAUUCUGAAUUAAUUUAUUUUUCAUCCUCUGAAUUUUCUUGUGUGUUGGCAUUUUAAUAUUUAAAAGUGUUGUCUGUAAAGUCUUGUUACAGUAGUUACAUCAAUAUGUCAAUUUGGCCUUGGCUUUGAACUGUAGAUGCCUUUUUGAAGUUUCAAAAGGUUUGGGUAUUAUACAAGCAAUGGACUAUAACCAAUUUAGAAGAGAGUUGCAAUGAGAUGAGUAUUUAAAAAUUAGCUGUUACAGGUACAGUCUCUCAAAUCUAGCUUUUUGAAAACUGGUCAUUUUUAUAAGCUGCCAUGCAUCAUUUUUAAAUGAGUCCAAUAACUUGCUGGGAUAAUUCAGCUAGGUCCUGCAUUGGCACGAUUGCGUGCUAGACUAGUUGUCAGCUCAGAGCACUGGUUUUUUUCUGUGGUCUGAGCAACCUUUGACCCCACCUGACUUGAGCCUGUGAGUCAGCCUUAUUUUCUUAUUUCAUUUCUUUUCAGAUGUUUUUUUUUCUCUGUUAUGUAUUCCACUUUAAUGAAAAGCAACUUAUCCACUCCAAUUAAUAGGUGACACAUUAGAUCAAUUAAAUUUGUUUUUUUUUCUCCAACAAUCAGCAAGAUCCAAAAUCUGGCACAGACUCAGCCCAAGUUUUGAGACACUACACAGGAAUUGGAUAAAAGCAAAUUCUAUAAAUUAGAUGCCACCAAAGUGAAAAAAAUUCUUGUCCUUUAAAAGGUUUAUUAAAAGCUUUUGUUUUGUCAUUAGAUAAUUUAUUUGAUUUUUAGAUAUUUAAGUCCACUCCUGUAACCUUCAUGGUAACACAUUUAACACAAAUGCUGCUUGUUUGUUUUGACUGGCUGCUGAACCAAUAUGGAAUAACUUGGCUUUGCUUGUUCAUCCACCCCUAUUUUGUUUGCUUCCAUAGUUGGAUGUUAACACUACAUUCUGCAAUUAAUAUACAUAAAUUGUACAUGAUGGAUUUACACAAGAUUUGAGCUCAUUAUUUUGUUUAUUUUUGGCUUGUUCACUUCUCAGAAAUGUAUUUUUAUAUUUAUACAUAGCUCAAAAUUCAAAAAUUUACCCAUUUUAAAUGUACUUGUGUGAAAUUAAACUUGCAAUUAUGACUCUG
Molecule: messenger RNA, 3150 nt
Organism: Carcharodon carcharias (great white shark)
Lineage: Eukaryota; Metazoa; Chordata; Chondrichthyes; Lamniformes; Lamnidae
Gene: gorab
Product: golgin, rab6-interacting
Exons: 6
Coding region: 146-1417 (423 amino acids)
Biological process (GO): non-motile cilium assembly
Source: RefSeq, a predicted model, not a curated record